Molecule: messenger RNA, 2779 nt
Organism: Trichechus manatus latirostris (Florida manatee)
Lineage: Eukaryota; Metazoa; Chordata; Mammalia; Sirenia; Trichechidae
Gene: MEX3B
Product: mex-3 RNA binding family member B
Exons: 2
Coding region: 423-2150 (575 amino acids)
Molecular function (GO): RNA binding
Source: RefSeq, a predicted model, not a curated record
AGUCAAGAGGCGGGGAGGAGAGGAGGAAAAAGCGCUGAGUGAGGGCGGGCGGGAGUGGAGGAGCCGGGGAGGGGCUCCUUAAAGAAACGCUGCAGUCGCUCGCCUGCUCGCUUCUCGCUCGGCAUUGUGGCCAGCCAACCGGGCAGUCGGGGGGCACGCGCGGCCGCCGCUCGAGCUCUGCCCCCACCCCACCCGCCAGCAGAUCUGGGGUGGGGACCCAGGCGGGGGCUCCUGCAGCCACUGCCUGGUGCGGACCGCACGGAGCGACCCACUCCUCCCGGCACGGAGAAAGGAGCAACGGAGCCCUCCGCAGCCGGCCGGCCUCCCCACUCCUGACCACCCGCUUCCCGGCUGCCUUUGUGGUCGUAGCUUCUCGCCGCCGAGUCGAGGGCCGGUGGGGGCGCGGCGCGCACGGCCGAGCGAUGCCCAGCUCGCUGUUUGCAGACCUGGAGCGCAACGGCAGCGGCGGCGGAGGGGGAGGCGGCGGCGGGGGAGGCGGCAGCAGCAGCGGCGGGGGAGAGACCCUGGAUGACCAAAGAGCCCUGCAGCUCGCGCUCGAUCAGCUUUCGCUGCUGGGGCUGGACAGUGACGAGGGCGCCUCUCUCUACGACAGCGAGCCGCGCAAGAAGAGCGUGAACAUGACCGAGUGCGUGCCAGUGCCCAGUUCCGAGCAUGUCGCCGAGAUCGUGGGGCGGCAAGGUUGUAAAAUCAAAGCGCUGCGGGCGAAGACCAACACUUACAUCAAGACCCCGGUUCGCGGGGAGGAGCCUGUCUUUGUUGUGACUGGCAGGAAGGAGGAUGUGGCUAUGGCUCGGAGGGAGAUCAUCUCCGCUGCGGAGCACUUCUCCAUGAUCCGCGCCUCCCGGAAUAAGAACACGGCUCUCAAUGGGGCGGUGCCCGGGCCGCCCAACCUGCCCGGGCAGACCACCAUCCAGGUGCGGGUGCCCUACCGCGUGGUGGGGCUCGUGGUGGGCCCGAAGGGCGCCACGAUCAAGCGCAUCCAGCAGCAGACGCACACGUACAUCGUGACGCCCAGCCGCGACAAGGAGCCGGUGUUUGAGGUGACCGGCAUGCCGGAGAACGUAGACCGGGCUCGCGAGGAGAUUGAGGCGCAUAUCGCCCUGCGCACUGGCGGCAUCGUUGAACUUACAGACGAGAACGACUUCCACGCCAACGGCACGGAUGUGGGCUUCGACCUGCACCAUGGGUCCGGCGGGUCCGGCCCGGGCAGCCUCUGGAGCAAGCCCACCCCCAGCAUCACGCCCACCCCUGGCCGCAAGCCCUUCUCUAGCUACCGCAACGACAGCUCCAGCUCGCUUGGCAGCGCCUCCACAGACUCUUACUUCGGCGGGGGUACCAGCAGCAGCGCAGCCGCCACCCCGCGCCUGGCGGAUUACAGCCCCCCUAGCCCCGCUCUCAGCUUCGCCCACAACGGAAACAACAACAACAACGGCAGUGGGUACACCUACACAGCGGGGGAAGCCUCUGUGCGGUCCCCCGACGGCUGUCCGGAGCUGCAGCCCACCUUCGACCCAGCUCCUGCCCCUCCUCCUGGGGCGCCACUCCUCUGGGCUCAGUUCGAGCGGUCCCCGGGAGGCGGACCUGCAGCUCCUGUGUCCUCUUCCUGCUCUUCCUCGGCAUCUUCGUCCGCUUCGUCUUCCUCUGUAGUCUUUCCCGGGGGCGGUGCCACUGCGCCCUCCAACGCCAACCUGGGGUUGUUGGUGCAUCGACGGCUGCACCCGGGCACCAACUGCCCGCGCCUGUCCCCGCCCUUGCACAUGGCUCCGGGGGCAGGCGAGCACCACCUGGCUCGCCGCGUGCGCAGCGACCCGGGCGGAGGGGGCCUGGCCUACGCCGCCUAUGCCAAUGGGCUGGGGGCGCAGCUGCCUGGCCUGCAGCCUUCGGAUACAUCCGGCUCCUCCUCGUCCUCCAGCUCCUCCUCCAGCUCUUCAUCCUCCUCCUCCGGGCUGCGCCGGAAGGGCAGCCGCGACUGCUCUGUGUGCUUCGAGAGUGAAGUGAUUGCCGCGUUGGUGCCCUGCGGCCACAACCUCUUCUGCAUGGAGUGCGCCAACCGCAUCUGCGAGAAGAGUGAGCCCGAGUGCCCGGUGUGCCACACCGCGGUCACUCAGGCCAUCCGCAUCUUUUCUUGAAGGCAGCGCGCGCUUGCGCGCACUGCGCUGGGGAAGGGGCACCCCCUCUCCUGCAUCCUCACUCCCCAGCGCCUGUCCACCUCCCUGGUGCCCCACCUUCUUCUCCCCUCUCUGCUCACACUUUGAGAUCCAGAGGAGCUUGGAAAGCUGUAGUAUCCGCUCAUUUUUAAAUUUAAAUUUUUAAACAAAGGAACUUGCCAGGAUGUCUGCCUCAGGAGUACUGUAGCCUGGGAAGCCUCUGAACCACCUGAAAUGCAUGCUCUAUAAAUAAUAGGAACGACGACAUUCUAGUAAUGAUAGUUUUUACACUGUACUUAAUAGGAAGCUUUCAAAAGAAGAAAACCCCGCAAGUUUUCCAUUUUCUUAAAGUAGGAAAAAAGAACAAUAAUUAUUAUGAAGAAGAUGAUGAUAAUAAUAGUGCUUAUGGGAUGUGUGGACUGUUUAGUGUGUCCCCCUCUGUCGGUGGGUUCCUAUGAUGCUUAUUAUAGAACACAGUGGAUCCUUUUUGAAUGUUCGUGGAAGGGCCAGGAGUUCCUGUGACACCAGGAUACUGCAGCUUUAUUAAAGUUAAAGAAACUGUAACAUAUCUCUUAUAUAUUAAAAAACGUUUAAAAGUUUUAAAGAGAAAU